UCUUAAUGGAAAAUAAUCAUCACAAAGCUGAAAAGAAACAGUCUUUUCUUAAUGAGUCGCCUGAUGGAGAAAUCAAAGCUCUGUUUUGGGUCCCACUCGCUAUUUUUGUUAGCAUGAUGAAUGCUGUAGGAAACAUUUGAUUCAGUUAUGUUUCGAAAUACAAAUAUAAAGCUGCUGGAAUGGAAGGGAUCGGUGAAUUCAUCGGAAAUUUCACUGCCCUCAUAGCGAUCAGCUUUUACUCAAAACUAGCAAGCUCAGUCGAUAAAUCUGAGGCUAUGAGCGAAUCUCAGUCCACUUGGUUCAAGUGGUUUUAUGAUAUUUACUAUGUAAGAAAGAAAGAUGUCAAUGGGAAUAUACUCGAAAACCAAUGGGAGAACAAGAUCCAGUUUGUUAGAGUAUUUCUCACUCUUAUUAUUAUUAUAUUUAUACUUGCAGUGAACUUAUGAUAUGCUGUGGGGUAUCAUUAUGCAGCGAUUGGACAUCUUAAUACUGGAGUGCUUUCUUCAUGAGGAGUCACUCGGGUGAUCUUCACUUCGAUUAUCUUUCACUUUUUAUUCAAGCAAAGUUUGAGGUGGUACGAAUAUGUGGGAAUCGUCAUGAUGAUAUUCUCGGUACUGGCUAUCGUCAAUUCAGGAAAUGAAGAGAUUAUAAAUGAAGACCAAGAAACACAAAUAACAUAUAUCAUUUUAUCAUGAGGAGUUAUUAUCUUUUCCACUUUAAUCGAAUCUGUUACAUCUGCAAUGUUGAAAUACUUCAUUGGGAGCUCCAAAGAAGUGAAUGUUUCUGCAUUUUUCAAUUUCGCACUCGCUAUAGCAGGAGCGCUGUUUUGUGUUUACUUCCUGAUUUUGCUAUAUCAAGGAUUCCAAUUUACAGCUUUUGAAUUAUGGAUAUCGAUUCUUGGCGGAAGUACAUACACAGUGGCCACCUAUCUUAUGACAUAUAUCAAUGUUAGAGGGAAGGCUGGAGUCGCGAAUGCUAUCUUCGAAUCACGGACUCUAUUUCAGACACUUCUCGACCUAAUCCUGUUCUCCAGAUUCCCAAAUCUGGAACAGUACAUCGGCCUAUUACUGGGAUUCACAUCAGUGCUGGUGAUAAUCGUGUUUAACUCAUUAAGAGGAAAAUAGUUC
This is a messenger RNA of Moneuplotes crassus, 1127 nucleotides long. The record is from the annotation of a GenBank genome assembly. Lineage: Eukaryota; Ciliophora; Spirotrichea; Euplotida; Euplotidae.